GCAAUCAGCAACGCAGGUUUCAACGCGCCCCGUAACUAGGGAAGCUAUCGGCAAAUGUCGGCGACCUUCGGCAAACAAACUUUGAGGUUGUCGAGUUUAUAGAGUCGUAUUGUGUUGUCGUUACUGGGAUUUAAUAUGUGGUCGUUCCGAGUUUAGGCUGAGACACACACCAGGUCUGACUAUGGCGACAACACUCAGCCAGUCCGGCGUGGAGGCUGACACGUCACGCCCACCAAGCGGAAAGAGCUCACUGGGGAUAGUCCAGUUCGGUUUCCACGCCAAAACAAGCUUUGACGCAGAUGACGCGUUGCUCCAAACUAGAAGCGAAAAGUUAAAAGUUAAAAAGAACACCAAAGACGAUGAUAUAUGGAGGAAGCCACCCCCUGACUUCAGGGUGGCUGUGUAUGACCCUAGGCCCCCAAAACGCAACACCAUCGACUCCAUGCAGCCCUGGCGGUACGGAACCAUCCCGGGAGAGCGGACAAGGGUUAAGAGGGAGCGGGCAUCGUUACUGCCGGUCAUCUUUCGUGACAAUGGCCAAAAGGAGGCAAAGUUCGUGACGAGAUUCCAUAUACCCCGGCCCUUCACCGCUAAGAAACAGUUCGUGAAAGACGGGAUGUACCCAGCAAAAGAGUACGAGACGCCGCAGAGGCACGACUUCAGACGAUAUCCGCCAAUCAAAAGCCUCGGAUUGCCAGAGUUCUUGACAGACCACGAGAAGGAUCCCUAUGACAUCCGGUUCAACACUGAUCACCUCAAUACAAUACACGGCUUGACUCUGGGCUGCGUGGAACGCGACCUCGUGAACGACCGCCAGAUGGCGCCAGCGAUGCCGUCACAGCCAAAAUACGAAUCUGAACUCGUCUUGUCCAGGGACCCCUGGCCUACCAAGAGCGGAGCUUACACGCGUCACCGUCGACGUAACCGCCAGGCAUACAGCGCCUUCAUGGAGCGCGUGGAGACGGAGUUGGUCACGCAGUGGGCACGUGAGAAGCUGGAGAAGGUUUUGCAGGAAUACGAGGAAAGACGCCAGACCGUUAAAGAGUCUUAGCAUCACCUAGGGGAACUUCAUUCUUGUGGUCCUCGCCUCAACAGGGAAGUCAGUGUAUAUACCGAUCUUCUACAUUGGCAACACGUUUGACACGGUCCCAUUAACAGCCAGGCUUCACCAGCGGACCAAAACCUUUGGAUGCACAUAACUUAAAAUGAAUGCAAAUAUUCGAGAAGCAAUAUACGUUUUGGAGUUGUGCUACGUUUGUUGAAAACAUGUCACUAAACGAUGUAGGUUUGUUUUUGUACGGUUACAUGACGCGGAUGCUUCAAUGCCCACCCCUGCAUCCACAAACACCACCCCCAACCCUACCCUCCCCACCCACCACACUGGUUGUGAUUUCAUAUAAGGUACAAUCUGAUAUCUCCAUACACAUGGUAUCAUUACCAUGGAUGGUCGUGUUGCUCAACAAUGGCACAACUUGCUCGUUUUACAGCAAGACCAGGAUGUGGGUUACGUUCCCAUAAAAUCAAUGUAUUACAACCGUCGUCAGUACAGGGUUAUCGGACCCUCUUUCAAGACAUUGAGAGACAAUAACAUAAAUCAUUGAGCUACUUAGCAUUUCAAAUUUCAAAUUACAAGUCAAGAUAAAGUAAGUGUUAUAUGCAUAUUGUGUCGGUACCUAAACCUACUAGGCGUUAAUGCUUUACAGACAUCGACAUUCAGUAUAUACGUAGGCGGCUUUUGUCUAGAUAUCGGAACUUAUGUUAUACCACUCAACUUUUGUUGGGAUAUCGAAAUAAUGAACCCACGAAGAUCCGGGAUAGAAUAGGUCUUCAGCAACCCAUGCUUGUCGUAAGAGGCGACUAUUUUUUAUCACUUUCGAUGAAGUUUAUUUGUCGUUCAUUUUUUCUUGCAAAUAUUGUCUCUAAUGGGUCUAUACUUAAACAAAAAAGUCACCCUAUCCUGCUUGACCCGUGAAGAUCCGGGAUAGAAUAGGUCUUCAGCAACCCAUGCUUGUCGUAAGAGGCGACUAACGGGAUCGAAUGGUCAGGCUCGCUGACUUGGUUGAUGCAUGUCAUUGAUGAUCCCAAUU
Messenger RNA from Haliotis rufescens (red abalone), 2087 nucleotides. RefSeq lists its product as uncharacterized. Lineage: Eukaryota; Metazoa; Mollusca; Gastropoda; Lepetellida; Haliotidae. The transcript is spliced from 5 exons. The record is from RefSeq and is a predicted model, not a curated record. The coding region runs from base 182 to 1051 and encodes 289 amino acids.